Molecule: messenger RNA, 1027 nt
Organism: Ectocarpus siliculosus
Lineage: Eukaryota; Phaeophyceae; Ectocarpales; Ectocarpaceae
Source: the annotation of a GenBank genome assembly
CAGAGCAGAGAGCAGAGUUAGCCGGUUUCCUGGUCCUCACCGCCCCAUCGCCUCACCGCCUCACAGCCUCACCGCCAUCAACCUCUUGCACACUGCAAGGUCAAGAAUGAUGUCAAGGUUCCGGCCUGUGGUGCUCCAACAACGGCGUACUUUUUCUGUCGUCGUCGACGGCGCAGCUUCACAGAGCUUGGCCGAGCGAGGAUAUACAUAUGUGAAAGGGUUGCGUGUCCUCGAUGACGUCACGGUAGCAAGACUUCGGGUACGACUACCUCUCCUCUUCCGAGGCGAAUUCGACACCGGGGUUUAUCCCGACGAGAUGCACUGGCGGGAAGGGAUAUCGAGGGACGACGCACCGCGCGAGAUCGUCAACGCGUGGAAGGCAGAUCGCACGGUGGCCUCAGUGGUGCUAAGCGAGCACCUCGCAAGGCUCGCUGCUUCGCUGGCAGGGUGGGACUCGGCUCGAAUUGCCCAGGACGAUGUGGUGUGGAAACCCCCGGGGUCUGGCCCUGUUGGCUACCAUCAAGAUUCGGCGUACAUCAGCAGGCAAUUUACUCCGAGAGCGAACAACUCUGUGACGAUGUGGAUUGCGUUGGAUGACUGCGAUCGGGAGGGGUCGGCGGCCGACUCCUCCACAAGCCGGUCCUCCCUGCCUUCUUUUCACGGAGCCGAUGCAUCCAACUACCGAGCACCGGCAGAGGCGGCUGCUCUAAGCCUCGGGCGCCGGGUUGAGUUUGAGGCGGUCGCCGUAAAGCCCGGAGAGUGUGUUGUGCACGCACAGGACUGCUGGCACGGAAGCGCCCCCAACGUUUCUGCGCAGCGCCACCGUCGUGCCCUGGUGGUACACUUCCUCAGAGGAGAUGCGAGAUUCAUCGACGGACACUCGCUUCAGCGAACCGGCGGCCCAUCGUACAUUUACAGCAGGUACAAGAGCUUAGACAGCAACCGCCUGCCGGAAGAGGCGUUUCCCAUCACCUUCUCCAAGGACGGAUACCGAACAGGGUGGAUCGACACCUUCCUGAUGCCUUAG